AUGAUUCUAACGAAUAUGGUGCAGACAACAUAUCAAAGCAGUAAAACGUUGUUGUUAUUAUUUUUAUUGUGCAUCGUUUGUCCGAUUCAGAGUCACUAUAAUCAGCAGCAGCAGCAGCAGCAAAAAGUACAGGGUAACCUUAGUAGUAGUAGCAGUAGGAUAAGUAACGUAGGUGCAACGUUAGCGGCGGUGGCAUCGACAAAAACAACAUUUGUCGGCGGCAGUCAGAGUAGUAGACGAAAGCUGCCCAUUCAACAGGUCUACCAUGUGAGUUCGUCGAUAAAAAACCUGUGUUCGAAAGAUCGCGACAUGAAAUUGGUGUGUCACUGUUCGCCCGAGGAUUAUAUCCACAUAAAAGCCACGAAAGCGGAUUGUUGGAUUUUCCACGAUGACUUUCCCGAACACGACCUCAACUGGCUCGCCUUCGAUACGCAACUCUACAUCGAGGAUCUGAAAAUCACGAUUCAACGAACAGGCCACCUUGGGUACAUCCCAGUGCAAAUUAUGCAAAAACUCAAAUAUCUCAAGGCACUGGACAUCAGCUACGGACAAAUUAGCAACAUCCCAACCUACGCUUUCGGCAAUCUCACACAAAUCCGCCAGAUCAGCUUGGAAAACAACCAAAUUAAAUAUGUUUUCGCGUAUGCGUUUGCCAACCAUCCCGAUCUGGAGGAAAUUAGUUUGGAGCAAAACUACAUCACGGACAUUGAUAAAAUGGCAUUUGUCAAUGUGCCGAGUCUCGUGUCGCUCAACAUGGCGAAGAAUAAUUUGACGCAGAUACACGACGACGUGUUUGCCGAGCUGCGAAAACUAAUUGAUUUGCGUUUGGAGUCGAACACGAUAUCGUCGUUGACGCGCGAAAUGUUCAAAGGACUCGGCAACUUGAGGAAUUUGCGGUUGUCAUACAAUAAUUUGAAUUUUAUUGGUGAUACGGUGUUCGCGGAACUGUGGGGAUUGGAACAACUUGAUUUGGAUAACAAUAAUAUUGAGAAAAUUUCUGAACGUGCUUUUGACGGAUUAAAUGUGCUUAAACAGUUGCGGUUAGAAGAUAAUAAAUUACUCGUGCUCGAGCAAGGUGUUUUUACCGGAGUACCAGCACUCAAGUAUCUCGACUUGAGUAAUAAUAGAUUAGAGACGAUUACUUUUGUCAACAUUCUACCGCUUUGGGAUAAUUUAGUAAAUGCAUCUAGUACGCUGGAUUUAACAGAGAAUCGUCUCGUCUGCGAUUGUCGUCUCAAGUGGGUCUUCGAACUCCGACAAAAAACCAAGCAUGAAGACAUGCGUCAGAGCUUGCAACGGAUCGAGUGUCGUUACGACGACGCCUCGUCUUCCAACACGCACGUCAUCGACAACACUUUGUUGCAUCAACCGCCCCACGGGCCCAACGACGAUGGGCAGUACGAGGAUGAGCCGGCUUACGAGGCAGAUCUCGCUCGUGGCAACGUAAUCCAAUUAUUGCACUUUGGCGAGGAGCAACUUCCAUGCCCGCAGCGACUAAUAGCUGCUGAUCCGACAGAAUUGCCGCUGCCACGCGAAUCCAUUGGCAUGGACCUGAGUUGGAGAUCGCCCGAGACAAGUGGAGGCGACAGGUCACACGUGAAUUUUUUCAUAUUAUUGUUAUGCCUUACAGUCCCCGUCAGCGUGUCGCCUGAAGACAAAGCAACGCAUCUUCAACUCAAAUGUCAAAUCAGUCCUGCGAGACUAAUUAGUUGCACGAUAUCAAACCGUGAGUUGCACGAUAGAUACGAGCAGAAACUUGUCAAAAUCGAAGUGAAAAGAAGAAAAUUGGGCUGGGUGGGGCACACACUUCGUCGCGACGCCGAUCACAUUAGCAAAAGAGCUCUUUUCUGGAAUCCUCAGGGCUUAAGACGACGCGGAGCUCUUUGCAAAACUUGGAGACGAAUUAUGGAGGCCGCAAUUCGAACAAUUGAUCGCGAUCUCACCAUGCGAGCUAUCGCAACAUUGGCAACGAACCGACAAAACUGGAGGGAAAUCACCGCGACCCUAUGCCUCUGA
This is a messenger RNA of Culicoides brevitarsis, 2016 nucleotides long. RefSeq names its product connectin-like. The record is from RefSeq and is a predicted model, not a curated record. The coding region runs from base 1 to 2016 and encodes 671 amino acids. Gene Ontology annotation, cellular component: extracellular matrix. The transcript has 5 exons. Gene Ontology annotation, molecular function: protein binding. NCBI's taxonomy places the organism in Eukaryota, Metazoa, Arthropoda, Insecta, Diptera, Ceratopogonidae.